AUGUGUCUCGAUCUUUAUGAGGGAUGGGAGGACCUUCAGGUGGCCUGGACUCUGGGUGAUGAAGGUGUGAUAGAGACCACUGCUGAAGCUUUUAUGUUCUACCUGCGUGCUCUUGAUGAUAUCCCUGAAGAGACUGCACACGUUCAUGCCAAGAAUUUCCACAAGAAGGUCCAUGCUUUGUUAGACCCCAUCACGCAUCUGUCCUGGUUAGUGUGGUGUGAAGAGCUGUUGUCCCCGGGGCAGGCUGCUAGCAUGCCCGGCACUUCUGCCAUGGAGGUUGAUGCUGAUGGAGAGCCCAAAGAUGACAAAUCUGUGCACCACUUCGACCAGGACAAACUGGCCGAUGAUGAAGAAGCUUCUGCUGAUGAUUCUUCACCUACUCCAUCUGCCAAGGCCAUUCGUCCAAGCUCCGCUCGGUGCCAAUCAUCUUGGCUGAGGAGAAGGCUGCCUCUGCUGCCACGAGACUCAAGAAAGGAGCCAGGCAAGAAAGAGCCAGCCCGUGCUAGCCAUAUAUUGAAAAUUCCACCAUGUCACUUCAAUCUGGUUACCCCUCACACCUUCAAGCGUGCUCACAUCGACGAUUCAGAGCCCAAGAGUGAGCACUUCCACAUGCUGCCUGAAGAGCCCGAAGUCACCACGUCAUCCAAGAUGAAGUCGUCAAAGGGCAAGAAGCGUGCGAAGGGUUCUGCUGUCACGUCCUUGUCAAAACUGGCCACCACUGAUGAGUUCCUGGCCACCAUCACUGCUGAACAUGAUGAGCUGCAGAUGUGCCUUUCUGUGACCAUGUCACAGUUUGAUCUUUUACUCCAAGAUUUGCAGAAGAUGAUCACAGACAACCACAAGUUCCUUGGUCGCAAGCAGCUAAAUCUGAGUGUCUCUCGCAGGAGGACUGGCACAGUGAUGCCUCUGGGCUUAGUCACAGCUUGUUUUUGUAUGCUGUAUCUCAUGUUCUGCUUCUCUGCACACAUGGAGCAAUGUACUCAUCAUCUCUGGUUGCAAAAUCUAUGUUGCUUGUUUGAAACCAUUGAUAUGACUUGA
Molecule: messenger RNA, 1038 nt
Organism: Laetiporus sulphureus 93-53
Lineage: Eukaryota; Fungi; Basidiomycota; Agaricomycetes; Polyporales; Laetiporaceae
Exons: 6
Coding region: 1-1038 (345 amino acids)
Source: RefSeq, a predicted model, not a curated record